AUGGCCUCCCUCUUCAGAGCUUACAACUCCUUCUUAACGCGCCGGCCUAUCUUGGGUUCGAGUUUAUCCUCGGCCGUCCUCUUUGGCGCGGGAGACGUCGUUGCUCAGCAGGCCGUGGAAGGCAAGGGCAAGGACCAUGACUUCGCCCGUACUGGCCGCCUGGCCGCGUACGGAGGUCUCAUCUUCGGGCCACCCGUCUCGGCUUGGUUCGGUGUACUCAGCCGCUUGCAGUUCUCUUCGCCAGCCAAGGGUGUCAUCUACAGGACUUUCCUAGACCAAUCAUUGAUGGCGCCACUCGCUGUGGGGACAUUCUUCACGGUCAUGCCUCUGAUGGAGGGUCUAGGCUUUGAUGAAUCGAAGAAGAGGCUGAACACGAACUACGCGCCAACGCUCCUGCGUAACUGGAUGGUCUUUGUACCUGCCCAGCUCGUCAACUUCAAUUUUGUACCGCCUCAAUUGCGCUUCGUUUUCAUCGGUGUCAUCUCACUGUUCUGGAACACGUACCUUUCUGCCGUUAACGCUGCGGGUGACGGUGGCAAGAAGCCCUUGACCAUGGAGGAGGUGGUCGAAGCCGCGCAUGAAAAGACGAAGUAA
Messenger RNA from Peniophora sp. CBMAI 1063, 594 nucleotides. Lineage: Eukaryota; Fungi; Basidiomycota; Agaricomycetes; Russulales; Peniophoraceae. The record is from the annotation of a GenBank genome assembly.